CGGUAGAGGCCGAGACAAGUGAUUGAGGAACUGACACACUUCUCUCCCAGUCCACGGCGCUGUGUGUUUGUGUGCGAGGAGGCUGCUGUGACGAAGGCAAGCGGGGCUGGUCUUUUCAAUUUUUUUUCUCCCUUUCUGUGCUUGCAUUCACAAACGGAUAUGAUAAACUAGCGCUGGAUGCGCCGAAGCAGCGACAACUAUCAGCUCGGACCAUGGCAGAAGAAGACGACGUGAGGAUUUUACAGAGCCUGCGGGGUAAAAUAUGUGAAGCUAAGAACCUGGGUCCUGUCUCAGGUCCUAAUCGACAAAGAGAUCUCUGUACCUUUUGCACCAUAAAUUUGGAUCAGGAGGAGGUGUUCCGCACCAGAGUGUUUGACAAGAGCCUCAGCCCUUUUUAUAGAGAGGACUUCUACUUUGAGAUCCCACGCCCAUUUCAGUAUUUGUCCUUCUAUGUUUAUGCUAAGAGCGUUUUCCAAAGGGACCUACCUGUUGGUAAAGUGUCUAUCCGGAAGGAGGAUCUAUGUAAAUAUAGUGGAAAGGAAGAUUGGUUCAGCCUUCAACCAGUCAAUCCAAAUUCUGAAGUCCAGGUAAUUUUGUGCAUGCAUUGGGUAAUUAAGGGCAAAGUUAGCCCCCCCCCCCCCAUUUAUUUUUUUAUAUCACCUCAAUAUCAAUCCUGCGGAUGGUACCCGGAGGUGAGGCUGGAGGAGACCCCCAGCAGACGACAAAACUUCUCCACAAUUGAGAAAUAUACUGCGGGCCAUGCUGAACUGACUGAGUGCGGUAAGUGUGGUAAGACCAAGCUCAUGGCCAUCUACGGCAUCCAUUACCAGAGGACUAGAAGCACAGGCCCAAGUCCUUACGGCACUGCCCUCCCUUGGUGGUCAGCCAGGUGCAACCCAGCUGCAUGGGUUCCCCUGUGGAAGUACGAGGAGGGCAGGAGCCGGGAGGUGAAGACCCAGCGUGACAAGCUGGAGGUGUCUCUGUACGCUGGACCGGAAGGUGCACGUCCUGUCGAGGCCAGUCUGCCAGCUGGUGGGGAUAGCAAGCGCUAUGAGCUCAUCCAAGUACUUCGGAAGAUGGAUAGUGAUCAGUUGUUCCUGGAUCUGAGCAGAGAGGCCCUGGAAAAACGCAUCUUGGAGCUCCGCCAGGUUCCACUCGCUCUUCGCCGCCAGGAUGUGGAAGUUGAUGGCAUAAUCGGCGACUCGUCUGCUUCCUUGCUGAAGCCGCAUCAGGGAACGGGCUGCCUCUUGCCCCGGAACAUUUUAGGUCUGGUCAAUUUGUUUUCCUUCAGGUCUGAUCAAAAGAGAACGAAGAUAAAGAAGAAAACCAGCAAUCCUCAGUUUGACGAGACCUUCUUUUUUGAGGUCACAAGGAUCAGCAGCUACUCUAAAAAGUCUCAUUUUCAAGUGGAAGAGGAGGACAUCGAAAAACUGGAACUUAAAGUUGAAGUGUGGAACAAUGAAAAUCUGGCUCAGGAUGUGUUUCUGGGAGAAGCAUGGGUUCCUGUGAAAAUUGUACUAAAUGAUCAAAUCCACAAAGCAUGGUAUCUCCUCCAGCCCAAAGGCAAUGGCAGCAAGUCCAAAUCUGAGGACUUGGGAUCCUUGCGUUUGACGCUCACCUACAUAGAAGACACAGUGCUGCCAUCUCUCUGCUACACGCCACUCUGCAGCCUGUUGCUGAAAUCCCCAGAUGUGAAGCCCAUUUCUGCAUCAGCAGCACACAUUCUGGGGGAUAUUUGUCGAGAGCGAUAUGAAGCUGUGCUGCCCAUGGUUCGACUGCUGCUCCACCACAAUCGCUUUGUGCCUUUUGUCACUGCUGUUGCAGCUCUAGAGUUGGAUAACACACAGGAGGCCAAUACCAUAUUCCGUGGCAACUCACGCAACAGCUGCAUUGAUGACAUGAUGAAGAUUGUGGGAAAGAAUUACUUGGUCGUUACCCUGAAGCCUGUAAUAGAUGAGAUUUGUGAAUCCAACAAAACUUGUGAGAUUGACCCCAUUAAGCUAAAGGAAGGUGACAAUGUGGAGAUCAACAAGGAGAACCUUCAGUUUUAUGUCCAGAAAGUCUUCUCUUCCAUCACCCAAUCCAGUUCCAGCUGUCCUCCACUUAUGUGUGACGUUUUCAGGUCACUGAGGCAGUUGGCUUGCAAAAGCUUUCCAGCUGAUCCACAUGUGCAAUACUCUGCUGUUAGCAGCUUUGUGUUCCUGCGGUUCUUUGCUGUUGCUGUUGUUUCUCCGCACACAUUCCAACUCCGUUCCCAUCAUCCUGAUCCUGAUAUUUCCCGCACGCUCACACUCAUCUCAAAAACCAUCCAGACUCUGGGCAGCUGGGGUAGUUUGUCUAAAAAACUGUCUAGUUUCAAAGAAACCUACAUGUAUGACUUCUUCAAAUCAUUCCAAGAAGAGAAGUGUAUUGAGAAAGUUAAAAAGUUCCUUGACGAGAUCUCCUCUGAUGUCAGCAAGGGGUCCAGUGGUUUGGAGGAUGCAGUGAUUCUUAAAGAGGGGGAAGUGCAGAAACGAGCUCAGGGGAGAAAACGUAUUGGCAAGAAAAACUUUAAAAAACGAUGGCUCAAACUGACCUACAGGGAACUGUCGUACCACAAACAUAAAGGGAAAGAUGCCCUCUGCAUAAUCAGUGUUAAAAAUAUCCAAGCAGUGGAGAAGUUGGAUGAAAGUGCCUUUAACCGCAAAAAUAUGUUUCAGGUGGUCCAUGCUGAGAAGCCGCUGUAUGUGCAAGCAGGGAACUGUGUAGAAGCUAGUGAGUGGUUGGAGGUCCUUGGUCAGGUUACUCGCUGUAACGAGGGACGGUGGGCCACCUUCCAUCCAUCAAACUACACCAGUGGAGCCUGGCAAUGCUGCAAAAACCAGCAUAGCUGUGCAGCUGGCUGUAAGCCAUGCACAAUCACCAUGUUGGCCAACCUGCAGCUGGACAUAGACUGUGACCGGGAAACGGAGAGAAUUUUCUCCCUCCUCUCCUCAAACGAUUCCAAACUCCAGAACAUAGAAGAUGCAUGUGCCAGUAUGGUGGUGUACCAGGGCCCUCAGCGGGAGCCAGAAGAGUACUCCAAGUUCACCAUUCAGGAACCCAAAGAGACCUUUCAGACUCUGCAACAGCUUCGCAACAUUACGGAGGAGCUACAGAGGCAGCAUGACAUCAGGAGUGACGCCACAGCUCAGUACGGCAGCCUGGACAACCCAAUAGUGGGGAAGACCUCCUAAACAGGGAACAGUCUCAGACAGCCAUGCCAGCAGGGGACAGUGUGCCCCACAGUGCCCCACAGUGCCACACUGGUACCCAAUAGGAGGUCGUGAGUUGACUCAGUCAGAGCACCCACACAAUCCAGGUCUUUGAGGAGACACACAGACUGUCUCCCGAAGGUCUUCUCAAGGCAGUGACAGAAUGAGGAGCAGCUUUUCCAUGAUCUUUGCUCCCUUCUCAAAUGGAAGGACUCUUAGGUGCUGGCAGUAUGUUACCUCACCUCCUAAGCCUCCCAUCUGCCCUGCAAGGCCCUUAUAAAACCAUUUUCUUGUCUUAAUUUAUGCCCCCUCCUGUUCUUAUUGUCCACAGCUGUGUGGAUGCCCCGCCAUGAGAUGGUGUGUGACUUAAGCUGCUAUUCUUAAGAGUUUUAUUCAUUUUUUUUUUUUUUUUUUUUUUACCCACAGCUGUGAUUAUGCUUUUACAAUCUUUUGUGUUUUGCUUUGAUGUCUAACAGCAGGCAGUGAUAAUCAGUUUUUAGAGGACUGUCCUCCAUAACCCCGCACCCCCAAUGUGCUCUUUACCUUCUUUGUCUGAACAAAUGUGUUGAGUUUGAUGAAAUAAUCUGCCUUAUUUACAGGAAUGUUUCUGUCACAUUAGAUGCUGAGAGGAUAAUGCAAAAGCACUUUAAAUAUUUGGAACAUUCCAAAUGGAACUGAUGAGAUACUUGGUAUCGGUGCUCCCCAUUUUGAUCAGUUACAUGAUCUUUGGUACAUUUUUUUCCUCAUUCCUGUACUAUAACAUUUACAGUCUGUAGAUUUUAAGGUAUUUUUCUUUGCCAAAGACAGUUUCAUAGCUUUGACUUGGGGAGGGAAAAAGCAUAUUUUGAAUACAAAUGUUUAAAAAAAAAUGGAGACAUAUUCUAAAUAUA
Molecule: messenger RNA, 4123 nt
Organism: Thalassophryne amazonica
Lineage: Eukaryota; Metazoa; Chordata; Actinopteri; Batrachoidiformes; Batrachoididae
Gene: rasa2
Product: RAS p21 protein activator 2
Biological process (GO): intracellular signal transduction; regulation of GTPase activity
Source: RefSeq, a predicted model, not a curated record